AUGUACGUCAAGUACCUGCUCUUCGUCGUGCCUGCGACGCCUUAUCCGGGCCAGGCUCCGCCAGGAACACGCAUGGGCGAGCCGACGCUGCAGAACAACGCGGUGCCGUACGUGUGCCUUCCGGACCACGUCGCCGGCGGGCCGGCUCCAGGUGCACCUCAACAGUCAGCGCCGCGCUACGACGACGGCGCGGGGCCCUCCAAACCGCGCUACGACGACGGCGCGGGGCCCUCCGAGCCGCGCUCGUGGCCACGGCACCGUCCCGGAUCCACAUACAGCGACGACGAGUUCGAGCCCGACUUUUAG
This is a messenger RNA of Pedinophyceae sp. YPF-701, 306 nucleotides long. Lineage: Eukaryota; Viridiplantae; Chlorophyta; Pedinophyceae. The record is from the annotation of a GenBank genome assembly.